GGAAAAAAGUUAAAUCUUAUGAGCUCUUUAAUCUUCUUUGAACAUUUUUAUUGAGAUUUACUCACACAUAAGUAUCGAGUAACCGAGGAUUACGGUUUAUCCAACAUAAGCAGUGCAGUCUGGCGUGCAGGAUUCGUCACUACUGUCGGUCAACAAUUCAAAAUAUUUUUUUCGGAAAGAGAGAACAAGAAUCGCGUGAUACGUGACCGCGAUAUUAAGGUUAAUCCUGGUCCGUCUGUCCAAGUCCCACAUAAACUCUGUCGAUGGCAUGCUCUCCAUGAUUAGUAAUUGAAGUGUCAUUCGCGCGUAUAUCGAGAAGCGUGUUAAAAAAGAUAGAAAAAAAAGAUAAGCAAGAGGGUUAAAAAAAACGGGAAACAGCCAUAGAAGUAUAAUAAAAGAAUUUAUAAGAACAGAAAAUAAAAGAAAAGAAAAAAAGAGAGGAAAGAAAAAUUAAAGAAUAAAUUAAAGAAACAGAAAAAAAUAUAACUAUAUCGAAUGUAUCGUUCAUGUUAUCAAUGUCAAUAUCGAAAAGAAUCAAUUCAUAUGAUUAAAAAAUUUAAUUAAACGAUUGGUAAUCAAACAUGAUGUUGAGAUAUUGAAUUUCUGUAUUUGCAAAAAGAUCUAUUGAAAAUGACCUUUAAUUUUCAAAUGACACAUGACCUAAUGCGUUCAAAUCCUGUGCAAGAUAUAAAAGAGCCAAAUGAAAGUAGGCAGAACAGUAAUCUGAUUCACAGUUUCUGAUAAAGGUGACUUUUUGUAAAACGGAAAACUGAUUAAAAUAUCAUUUGGCUGCUAUGUAUCGACUAGGAUAUAUCGCAAUGUUCGCAGGUUUAACUGUGAUGGCGCAAGAUUGUUACGACGUCUGCAAGAAGUGUAAUAGAAGUUCUCAAGAAUUAAAACCAGUGGAUAUUAUUCAUUUAUAUCCCCAAUUACAUUUUCCUUUAAUACAAGAUACACCUUAUCUUCUUGAAGAAGAUUUUAUUAAAAAUAAGCAGAAUCAUCAACGUUCUCUUAACCGAAACAACAGAAAUUUGUUACCUGAGUACCAUAGUCUAUGUGAAACUAUAACAAAAAAAGUGCAACUAGAUGAUUCUGAAUACGAGUAUCAACCGCCCUAUUAUCAUGAAAUCUACUGUAAAAGUUAUAAUUUGUUAGAUAAUUUGCGACGUGCUGUAAAUCUAUCAAAACAGAAAUGCGUGCAUAGUGGUUUUCAUUGCGUGCAAAGAAGUAAAACGCUAUUAUUGGUAAGACGGCGAUGGGAUAACGAAUGUUGGGAACCUUUCGUCAAACAGAUUGCCAGUGGUUGUGAUUGCAUGUGGCCAGUUUCUGUUCUCGGAGAUAUAACUGAUCAUUAUUAAUCUCUAUUUUGAAAUUAUAGAUGAAGCAGAAAAGUUAACGAUUAAAGAGUGAAAAUAUCAAUUUUUUUACCAUUAUUUAAUUGAUCAAUCAUUUGCUAAAGCAAUUAUUAAAAAAAUUAUUAUGCAUAUUAUAUAAAAUUAUAAUUUAUAUUAUCUGUUCAUCAAAGUUAUUUAUUUUUGUUUAUAUGGUUAAAUGCUUAAAAAAAUAAAGAAAAUUUUUCAUUUUUUUCACCUAAAA
Apis cerana (Asiatic honeybee) is the source of this 1596-nucleotide messenger RNA. RefSeq lists its product as uncharacterized. Lineage: Eukaryota; Metazoa; Arthropoda; Insecta; Hymenoptera; Apidae. The record is from RefSeq and is a predicted model, not a curated record.